CAGGAAGUCCGAGAGUGAUUGCGAGAGUACAAUACGCGUUCUGAGUCACGCCUUCAAUCUAUCACGAAUCCGAAUACCCUGUACUACAUAUGUUCCAUGAAUUCGGCCACCCCAUCCAAGAUUUUCACACCUUAGCAAAAAUCACACGAGAUGACAGGACACGCAGCAUUCGCCCGCAAGUUUUACAACAACCCCUCCACUUCCGACGUUACCUUGACGUUCGGCGAAGAAAGGAUUCACGCCCACUUGGACCUAUUGGACGAGUUUUCGCCUGUCUUUCGCGCUGCGUUCAAGGGCGAUAGGUUUGCGAACGCCGUGACUCGAGACUACGCUAUCCAAGGAUACCCCCAAAAAGUCAUACACUCUAUGAUCCGCUACGUGUACGGCUUUGAACUCGGACUCGGCGAAGAAACGACCAGCGAGGAAGACGCCGACUUUUUGUUGAACGUCUAUCUCAUCGGGAACGAAUAUAAAAUCCAGCCUUUGCAAGCUGCGGCCGCGAAUUUGUUCGAAGCGCUGUUGGAGAGAGUCUUCUAUCGGGACGAGUGCCAGUUUAAAGGCAUCAUCGAGACCCUCCUCUCUUUCUACAGGGAAAAUGAGCUGGAUGAGGAUCUUCGCGGACAUUGGAAAGGCAGCACCGAUUACACGUUAUUGGGAACCGUAGCACGCUUCUGCGAUGAUCGAAGUUCUUAGUGCAUCAUGGAUGAAUGCCUGCCCCCGGAAGGACGAUACAUUCCGGCCAAAAGAUACCGAGCAUUUUCUGCAGAAAUGAGCGAAGUAGACGAUGAGGAAUUAGAAGGAGAUGAUUUCGAGGUGGAUGAUCUGGAGAACAUAAAGGCCAUGAUUGAGGAGUUGGAGUCAGCAACG
Molecule: messenger RNA, 867 nt
Organism: Aureobasidium pullulans EXF-150
Lineage: Eukaryota; Fungi; Ascomycota; Dothideomycetes; Dothideales; Saccotheciaceae
Exons: 1
Coding region: 151-693 (180 amino acids)
Molecular function (GO): protein binding
Source: RefSeq, a predicted model, not a curated record